Molecule: messenger RNA, 2650 nt
Organism: Notolabrus celidotus (New Zealand spotty)
Lineage: Eukaryota; Metazoa; Chordata; Actinopteri; Labriformes; Labridae
Gene: tmem161b
Product: transmembrane protein 161B
Exons: 12
Coding region: 269-1747 (492 amino acids)
Source: RefSeq, a predicted model, not a curated record
ACAGGCAUUGCCAAAGACAUAUGCUUACCCAAAAUUUCAGCGUGACCUCUACUGCAGUUGAAAAUACUUGGGAGCGGAGGCUGGAACCAUUGAAUUCUGACCAUAUAACCCAUCUCUGCCAUGAUACGGUGACAGUUUGAAUAAGAUACCCCUUCAGUUUUUGCAUCACCAUCGCAAAAAGGGCUUAUGUGCUCCUCGCGGCUUGAUUUUCGGCUCGGGGUGCACUGUGUUGUCGGGGAAGAGUCCGUUUCAGCUACACUGCAUCAACAUGGGUGUGAUUGGUGUGCAGCUGGUGGUUACCAUGGUAAUGGCCAGUGUAAUUCAGAAAAUCAUACCUCAUUAUUCCUUUGCAAGAUGGCUACUGUGCAGUGGCAGUCUUCGGUGGUAUCAGCACCCUACGGAAGAUGAGUUGAGGAGCUUAGCAGGGAAACAAAAAGGACAGAAGAGGAAAGACAGGAAGUACAACGGUCACAUAGAAAAUAAGCCGUUAACAGUUCCAAAGGACAUAGACUUACAGCUGGAGACAAAAUGCAUCACAGAAGUCGACACAUUAGCUUUGCACUACUUCCCCGAGUUCCAGUGGCUGGUGGAUUUCACAGUAGCAGCAACUGUGGUCUAUCUGAUAACAGAGCUGUACUACAGUGUGGCUCAGCCCUCAGGAGAGAUGAACAUCAGUGUGGUCUGGUGCCUGCUGGUACUUGCUUUUGUCAUCAAGACUCUUUUCUCUCUAACGGCCCACUACUUCAAACUGGAGGAAGGAGGCGAGCGCUCACUCUGCAUAACUUUUGCCUUCUUCUUUUUCGUCAAAGCCAUGGCCAUUCUCAUUGUCACCGAAAACUACCUGGAGUUUGGUUUAGAGACAGGUUUUGCAAACUUCUCCGACAGUGCUCUCGACUUUCUGGAGCACCAGGGCUUAGAGUCCCAGGGUCCCAUAUCUAAGCUCACCUUCAAGCUGAUCCUGGCCCUGCUCUGCUCCCUGAUUGGAGCGUUUCUAACUUUCCCUGGUCUUCGAUUGGCCCAGAUGCACCUGGAUGCACUCAAUCUGACCACAGCCAAAUUUACACAGACUCUUCUUCAUAUCAACUUCCUGUCCCCUCUUAUCAUGGUCCUGCUGUGGGUGAAACCCCUCACCAAGGACUACAUCAUGAACCCCACUCUGGAAAAGGAGAGUGUGCCUUUGAUGACUGAGCAGACGUUUGAUACGCUGCGGUUAUGGACCAUCAUACUGAUGUGUGUUCUACGGCUCAUGAUGAUGAGACAUCAUUUGCAGGCCUACCUCAACCUGGCCCAGAAGGGUGUGGACCAGAUGAAGAAGGAGGCAGGGCGGAUUAGUACCGUUGACCUACAGAAAAUGGUUGCACGGGUUUUUUACUAUUUGUGUGUAAUCGCACUACAGUAUGUGGCACCGCUGGUGAUGCUGCUACACACGACUUUGCUGCUAAAAACAUUAGGGGGACACUCCUGGUGGGUCUACCCUGAAGACGACCUCCCAUGUCUCUAUGAACUGAACUCUGACUCUGUGAUGGCAGCACCACCAGUAGCUGCCCCAACACCAGCUCCAGUUGUAGAGACAGGAGCCCGGGCGUCAGUCGCCCAGCUGUCAAUGGCCCUCGGGGGCCUGCGGACUGUCUUUAGCCCCUUGCUUUUCCGGGGCCUCUUCUCCUUCUUCACCUGGUGGAUCGCUGCCUGCCUGUUCUCCACUUCCCUCUUUGGCCUCUUCUACCAUCAGUAUCUCAUGGCCGCAUAGCAUCAGCGGCCCAGCUGUGGCAGCCAGACCCCCACAGGGCCGCUGCUGUGUUCGGCCCGAUCAGAAAGGACUGAGUGGGGGCAGCGGAGACCUAAUGAUGGCUGUGCUCCAAAACUCCUCCUCCCCUUCCUCCCGCCCUUUGACAACCUCACAGUGACUGACCAUAUCAUCGGAGCUUCUGGUUCAACUUCCUGUGCUUCCUCCAGAGAUAACUCUGUGAACUUGCAUCAUUGUUUUUACUACUACGACCACUACCUUUUUUUUUUAAUUGGGUGAGAAAGAUUUAUAAAGUAUGAGUAAGAAGAAUAUCAUCAGCAUAGUAGUGUAUUGGGUCUAAUGUGAUCAUCUGAAUAAGGUGAGGUGGAGUACUCCAUUCUUUAUUGUGAUUACAUGUUGAAAUGUGGCAGCCUUACUCAGUGUGACCAAAUUCAAGGAUGUCAGAAAAGUGGAGAAUAAUCAAAGUUCUCUUCAUCUAAUGAUCUUUAAUUAUAAAUGUUACAAUCACACUUUCCUCAAAUGAAGGAGAAGGUGUCAGAUUUCCAUCUGUGUUCCUUCUUUAUGAAUUGUAUUUGUUGUCAAUGGUACUCUAUUUAUAUACAUAGACCUAUUUAAAAACAAACCUUUUGGAGCAGCUGUGCAUGAAUGGAUACAUUCUGUUGGGUUUUAUUGGUCAGUACUAGAGAGCCCAUAAUUCAGUCUGUAUCACAGUCUAUGAUGGCACUACUUUCAUACAGUGAAAACUGUAAAGUUAUUAAUUAUAGGUGAUGAAAAAUGACAACUGGAGAUGUUGAAGAAGACUAAUGAGUGACUUAAAACCUAAAAUAACUCUUACUUAUUUCAACUAAUGUUUUUUUAACUGCCUUGUUUGUGCCCUAAGUUUCUCUUUUAUCAAAUCUUACAAAU